CAAAACGAGACACCAUCAAGGUAUUAUCAAGCAAGUUCACCUGUUUCGCCUUAUCCAAUCGGAAAAUGAUGACGACAAGUCGAUCCCACUUUUUUGCGCCGACGAAAUUUUUUGUACUCUCCGUGCUGGUGUUGGUUGCGGCAUUUUCACUCGCCGAUGCAUCGACACUAGCCAAGACCUAUGUAUCGAAGCAACCCGGGACACAGCCCCGUGGCACCGAGUACGUCGUAUCCAGCUUCUGCAGCGACGAAACCAACGACGAACCAGAAGAACCCGUGGCGUUCGUCGCAAAGAAACGCCAUACCUCUCCGCUAAAGGCUGCGUAUCAAUGGUACCUAAAAUCUUGUACCGAGACACCGUUUCGGGCGAAAGGCCUAACGUCGGCAACGAUUGCUGCACUCGGUGACGUGAUUGCACAGCUGAUAGAAAAAAAGGCCACGGCGAAGGCCUUGAAUGCGGCCCGCGUCGCGACCUUCUUUUUCGUCAACAUGCUUUUUACGGGUCCGUUCAUCCAUCUGUGGUACACCUUUCUGAAUACCGUCGGAAAGAAGAUGGACGAACGCUUCUACAACGUUUCCGCCCUCAAGAAGACCGUCACACAGGUCUUUCUGGACCAAACCCUGGGCACCGCCGUCUUUUUCCCGCUCUAUAUCUAUGUGUAUGGUGCUUUCGAGUCGGUGAUACAGAUGCACCGCCUUCCAAACUUGAGCCACGCCACCGAAAAAUGCCGAAACCACCUCUGGGGGAUCAUAAUGACCCAGUUUCGGGUCUUUCCAUUAUCAAACAUGAUCAACUUUGGGUUGGUUCCGUUCGAGCUCCGGGUCCUGUGGACGAGCACGGUUUCCUUGUUCUGGAACAUCUAUCUCUGCAGUGUCGUCGGUACGCGGUGAUUGGCUGGUUUGCUAACAUCCGUAGAUGAACGAUGUCUAUCACACAGGCCAAUUGGAAUAAAAUGUAUAAUUAAUC
Molecule: messenger RNA, 966 nt
Organism: Pseudo-nitzschia multistriata
Lineage: Eukaryota; Bacillariophyta; Bacillariophyceae; Bacillariales; Bacillariaceae
Source: the annotation of a GenBank genome assembly